This is a messenger RNA of Lactuca saligna, 504 nucleotides long. NCBI's taxonomy places the organism in Eukaryota, Viridiplantae, Streptophyta, Magnoliopsida, Asterales, Asteraceae. The record is from the annotation of a GenBank genome assembly.
AUGCAGGGGACAAGGUCCCAGUCAGUCUCCGGACUUCGGUCCGAUGCAGGGGGAAAGGCCCCAGUUAGCCCGGACUUCGGUCCGAUGCAGGGGACAAGGUCCCAGUCAGUCUCCGGACUUCGGUCCGAUGCAGGGGGCAAGGCCCCAGUUAGCCCGGACUUCGGUCCGAUGCAGGGGAUAAGGUCCCAGUCAGUCUCCGGACUUCGGUCCGAUGCAGGGGACAAGGCCCUAGUUAGUCCGGACUUCGGUCCGAUGCAGGGGACAAGGUCCCAGUCAGUUUCCGGACUUCGGUCCGAUGUAGGGGCAAGGCCCCAGUUAGUCCGGACAUUGGUCCGAUGUAGUGGGCAAGGCCCAGUAUGUGCUUUAUAUGUUUUUGUAUGGUAUGUGUUAGAUUGGGGGAGCUCACUAAGCUUCGUGCUUACGGUUUUCAGUUUUGGUUUCAGGUACCCAGUUUUCAAAAGAGGAGCUCGGGGAGAUUGCAGUGCACACACCGUAGUCAGUUAG